Messenger RNA from Cataglyphis hispanica, 2317 nucleotides. It is a transcript of the gene UHRF1, whose product is annotated as E3 ubiquitin-protein ligase UHRF1-like. The transcript has 8 exons. Gene Ontology annotation, molecular function: protein binding; ubiquitin protein ligase activity. The record is from RefSeq and is a predicted model, not a curated record. NCBI's taxonomy places the organism in Eukaryota, Metazoa, Arthropoda, Insecta, Hymenoptera, Formicidae. The coding region runs from base 104 to 2317 and encodes 737 amino acids. Gene Ontology annotation, biological process: protein ubiquitination; negative regulation of gene expression via chromosomal CpG island methylation.
UUACUUUUCAGGCACUUUUCCCGCCAACAAGCCGUAAGCUGUCUUUAUAUUCGGAGGCGUCGCGAUACAACGUGCGUGUGCAGUGUACAUCAUCGACGGCAACAUGUACGUCAAAGUGAGGUCGAUGGAUGGGAAAAAGGAGGCAAUUAUAAUGAUCUCCAAGCUCACUAUGGUAGAGGAUUUAAAGCGUGAAAUUGAAAAAGAACUACACAUUGAAAUAGAUAUGCAGAGGUUAUUUUUUCGUGGCAAGCAAUUAGAAAAUGGUUAUAAACUCUAUGAUUAUAACAUUAAUUUGAAUGACGUCAUACAGCUUAUGAUAAAGAUAAAGAUAGAUAAUACACAGAACAAAGCUACCUCUAGUAAUGAUAGUGAUGUAAAAAACAAGAGAAAGAUAAGUGAAAACAAAGAAGAAGAAUUAGUAGAAGCAGAGAGCUUAUAUUAUAAAGUUGGUGAUGCGAUAGAUUGCCUUGAUCAAAUACAUGGUGCCUGGUUUGAAGCUAUUAUACAAAAAAUUUUUCAAAAGAAAGAGGAAAUAGUUUAUAAUGUAUUAUGGGAGUUUGAUGACAAAGCUUUCCCUUUUAAUGUAUCUGAAACAUGUAUACGGCCUCGCGCUAGACAUCUUAUACCAUUUGAUAAAUUAUCUGUUGGUCAAAAAGUAAUGAUCAAUUAUAAUGUGGAUGAGCCUAAACAAGUUGGAUUGUGGUAUGACUUUACGAUAUCCAAGAUAGAGAAAAAAAGAAAAUUGCAAGAAUUGACUGGAAUAUUGCACAUGGGCAGCGAUCAUCAACUUGAAAUCCAAAAAGUUAAUCCCAAAGGAGAAAUAUAUGCUAUAGAAACAAUCAAGUUACUGACAGAGAGAACCGCAGAAGAUGAAAGAUUUAUGGUUAGUAAUGGCAAACGCAGACGGGUCGCUGCUACCUGCACGACAUGUAUGGACAAUCCACGUAAAAAGUGUCAAGAAUGUGGUUGUAAAGUAUGCGCUGGCAAGCAAGAUGAACAUAAUCUUUUACUUUGCGACGAAUGCAACUAUGCAUAUCAUUUGGGAUGUCUGAAUCCACCGCUCGCGACAAUACCAGACGAUGAUUAUUGGUAUUGUCCCGAAUGUAAAAAUGAUGAAAAUGAAAUUGUUAAGGCAGGAGAUAAACUGAAAGAGUCAAAGAAAAAACCCAUUAUCCAAGACACUAAGGAACCAAAAAGGGACUGGGGAAAAGGAAUGGCUUGUGUUGGUAGAACAAAAAUAUGCAGUAUUGUUCCUUCAAAUCAUCGUGGUCCGAUUCCAGGUAUAGAGGUUGGCAUGUGUUGGAUAUUUAGAGUGCAGGUCUCAGAAGUAGGAGUACAUAGACCACACAUAGCUGGCAUUCAUGGACGAGAAACGGAUUGCGCAUACUCUAUCGUUUUAUCGGGUGGUUACGAGGAUGACAUUGACAACGGUGACGAAUUUCUAUACACUGGCUCUGGUGGCAGAGAUUUAUCAGGUAACAAAAGAACUGCUGGACAAAGUAGCGACCAGACAUUAACCAGAAUGAAUAAGGCAUUGGCGAUAAAUUGUAACGCUAAAUUAAAUGCGAAAGACGGCGCAACGGCCGAGGAUUGGAGAGGAGGAAUACCGGUUCGAGUCGUACGCAAUUUUAAAUUAAGAAAAUAUAGUAAAUAUGCGCCGCAGGAAGGUAACAGAUACGACGGUAUAUAUAAAGUAGUAAAGUAUUAUCCAGACACAGGUAAAAGUGGCUUUCGUGUUUGGAGAUAUGUAUUAAGGAGGGAUGAUCCUUCCCCUGCUCCUUGGACUAAAGAAGGCAAGGCGAGAAUUGCUUCACUCGGUUUAAAACCAAUAUAUCCUGAUGGAUAUCUCGAAGCAAUGAAGAAAAGCAGUGUACCUAAUGCUAAAAAACGAUCUGCUCUUGGUGAUGAAGAAGAUACUAUGGUUUUGAAAAGAAAUAAGAGUCCACCGAAAAAGAAGUUUAAGCGGGAGACCUAUGAUUUGGAAGACGAAUUGAAGAAUUUCAUAGAAAAUGACAAACUAAAUGCUAAAUUAUGGGCUGAAUGCACCUCGGCAUUACCUGAUGGAAAAACCACUUUCCUAGAAUUUAUUUCAGAAAGAUUCACGUGCGCUUGUUGCCUCGAAAUAGUUUAUAAUCCUGUAACGACUCCCUGUGCACACAAUAUCUGCUUAAAGUGUUUAAAACGAAGCUUUUUUUCUGAGGUAUAUUCUUGUCCCUCGUGUCGAUAUGAUCUAGGUAAAACUUAUAAAAUGGAGAUCAAUCAGUCAUUGGCAUCUGCAUUAUUAUUGAUUUAUCCUGGUUACGAGAGCGGGAGAUAG